Molecule: messenger RNA, 651 nt
Organism: Zingiber officinale
Lineage: Eukaryota; Viridiplantae; Streptophyta; Magnoliopsida; Zingiberales; Zingiberaceae
Product: protein YABBY 7-like
Exons: 6
Coding region: 1-651 (216 amino acids)
Biological process (GO): polarity specification of adaxial/abaxial axis; plant ovule development; cell fate commitment
Cellular component (GO): nucleus
Source: RefSeq, a predicted model, not a curated record
AUGGCUUCCGGCGACCAACUCCUCGACCUCUCGGAGCAACUAGGCUACGUUCAGUGCAGUUUCUGCACCACCAUCUUACUCGUGAGUGUUCCAUACAGUAGCUUGCUGAAGGUGGUGACAGUAAGGUGCGGCCAUUGCACUGCCCUGCUCUCCGUUAGCUUAGUGAGGACCUCCAUUGUUUCUGCUGAACUUCUUGCCUCCCUCGGGGAACAUCAACAGGAAAAAUACAGAGAUCUGCUUCCGAAAGAAUGCCACAGCUCUACCGGCGUCGAAGAGGAAGAGAACCCGACAAAGAUUAGCAACCCGAGCCACCUGAGAAAAGGCAGCGAGCUCCAUCUGCUUAUAACCGGUUCAUCAGGUGAUGCAAAAUACUCCAUCGUUGUCGAACAGUUUAUUAUAUGUGUUUUACAGAAUACACACUGUGCACUUGGAGCCAAAUGCAGAGAGGAGAUACUGAGGAUAAAGGCCAGAGAACCUAACAUCACCCACAAGGAAGCUUUCAGUGCUGCUUCUAAAAAUUGGGCUCAUUUCCCGCGGCUCCAGAACAGCUCCGAUGGCAGAAGUGCCGGCGGAGAAGGGAAGAAGAAGGCAUGUGAGAUGGAUCAAGAUCAGGGAAGGAGAAACAGCUUGCUCCCUCCGACAACUGCGUAA